Molecule: messenger RNA, 1074 nt
Organism: Trypanosoma grayi
Lineage: Eukaryota; Euglenozoa; Kinetoplastea; Trypanosomatida; Trypanosomatidae
Exons: 1
Coding region: 1-1074 (357 amino acids)
Biological process (GO): regulation of glucose metabolic process; protein phosphorylation
Cellular component (GO): mitochondrion
Molecular function (GO): pyruvate dehydrogenase (acetyl-transferring) kinase activity
Source: RefSeq, a predicted model, not a curated record
AUGUCAUGUUGCCCUGUGGGCGUCCUGUUGAGGCACAAGGAGAAGGCGCUUGAGAAGUACCUAGCCACACCUCUCCGACCUAUGAAUUUGCGUGAAAUGUUAUGCAGCGGCAGACAGCAUAUACGUAUUGGGGUGGAGCAGUUGGCCGCACGCACAGCUCGCAGCUACAUGGCCUUUUCAAGUGAAGUUUUAAGGCGGAGCCUCGACCGUGAAAUUGGUGAGCGGUUGUUACCCUUGGAGUCCAUAUGCAAGAGGGAGUUCGAAUGUUGUCUGGAACUUAGUGAAUUUGCCGAAGUGUAUCUUAAACAGAUGGAGAGUGGUGGGAUUUGUGUGGUGGAUACACCACAACCAAACGAGGUCAGCGAUGAUAGACAUGUGGACCGCAUCAUGAAGGGAGAGGUGGGUUGCUGUGGCUCCCCAGCGACUCAUUUUAUCGAUGUGUUGGAGAAUCUUCGUCCUCAUGAGAACUUGCUGGACAUCGUCGUCAACGAGGGGUGCAUCCGUUCACCAGAUCUAAACCACUGGCUCUCGUGUUUUUGUCGUAGGCGUGUUUCGUGGCGUGUAAUUCAUGAGCACCUCCUUCAUCUUGUCGGACCGAAUCGUUACUCUCCAGUCAUCCGGGAGGACCACAGUGUGGGCGGAAUCUUGCAGCAGACAGGCACUGUCGUUAUGGAACUGUAUACACGUCUUGCUCAAGAAGCCCACGGUGGAUCACUGACGAUCAAGGUGGAGGAGCAGCCUGCGUUGCUCACACAAACUCCGGGUGGCUGGAUGGUAACCUCAAGCAAUGCCGUUGAUCCUGUGGUGCCGUUGAGUAUAGUGCCGUCCGCACCGUCGUCGGGAUUGGUUUACUCAGUUGAGGGGCAUCUGGAGUACAUCUUUAGGGAACUGAUGAAGAAUGCAUGUGUGGCGAUGCUGCCACGCACGAGGGAGGUUGAGCUGCACGUGCGCUUCGCCUCGAACGACACCCACGUUAUGGUUGAUGUGACAGAUACUGCGGGGGGAAUCUCUCUAGAGACACUGGGGAAGCUCUGGCUCUUCGGCUGGUCGACGAACACCNUAUGGUUGAUGUGA